Molecule: messenger RNA, 1611 nt
Organism: Psilocybe cubensis
Lineage: Eukaryota; Fungi; Basidiomycota; Agaricomycetes; Agaricales; Agrocybaceae
Exons: 7
Coding region: 1-1611 (536 amino acids)
Biological process (GO): actin filament organization
Molecular function (GO): actin filament binding
Source: RefSeq, a predicted model, not a curated record
AUGUCUCGCUUUGUUCGGGCCUCAAAAUAUCGCCACGUCUUCGGGCAACCAGCGAAGAAGGAACACGGAAUAGAGAACGUUAAAGUCACCAAUAGUGCCUGGGACACCAACAUUAUCUCCGCCUCUGCGGAAUACAUCAGCGUGAACUGGAACGCGUCAGGAGGAGGUGCCUUCGCCAUCUUACCUUUGCCCUCACCUUUCCAAGCUGUCCCUGGACUACCCUACAAGCUACCCGAAACCAUUCCCUUAGCGCGUAGCCACACUGCUGCGGUUCUUGAUACCGACUGGUCUCCCCACCACGACUCCAUCGUGGCAUCAGGAGGUGAAGAUGGAAAGGUCAUGAUCUGGAAGGUUGAGCCCUCGCUCUUCGAAGGCUGGGGUCAGGAAGGAUGGGUUGCUCAAGACUUCGACCCCGUACUUCGUAUCGAUGCCUCUCCUCGUAAAGUCGGGCAGGUAUUAUUCCACCCUACUGCCGAAAAUGUCGUAGCAAGUUCGUCAGGAGAAUACACUGUCAAGCUGUGGGAUCUUGCCAACCCCGAAGACCCUCGAGCAGUCCUCACUGGCCAUGGAGAUAUUGUGCAGAGCAUGUCGUUUAACGCCACUGGCACACUCCUCGCAACCACUUCCAGGGACAAGAAGUUGCGUCUGUUUGACCCUCGUGUGGGAGGAGACCCGGUCAGGACAAACGAUGGACACACUGGUAUCAAAGGUUCGCGUGUUGCAUGGAUGGGUGAGCACGACAAAAUUGCAACGACCGGCUUCAGUAAGAUGUCGGAUCGUCAGGUCGCCAUUUGGGAGACUGGAGGAUUGGGCAAUGUCAAGACAAUCUCAUUGGAUCAGUCUGCUGGUGUCGUGAUGCCAUUCUGGACCGAUAACAAUAUUCUCUUCCUUGCUGGAAAGGGAGACGGUAACAUCCGUUACUAUGAAUAUGAGUCCGACUCAUUAUUUGCUCUUUCUGAACAUAAAUCCUCCGAGCCUCAGCGCGGAAUGUGCUUCCUCCCCAGGCGAUCCCUGAACGUCGCGGAGUGCGAAAUUGCUCGCGCUUAUAAAGUUCACGGAUCGUCAAUUGAACCUAUUGCCUUCAUUGUUCCACGAAAGGCCGAUUCUUUCCAAUCAGACAUCUACCCACCAGCACCCUCAAUCGAGCCAUCACUCUCUGCUUCCGAAUUCUUCAACGGAAAAGUAGCGCCUCGCAAGCUUGUCAACCUCGCAGACGGAUCGACCAUCUCCGGACCUAAACCAAGCAGUGUUCCUACUGCCGCUCCCGUCCAGUCUCCCAUCCAACCCACGCGCACUUUCAGCGCUGCGGCACCAUCCCCGGCGCCUUUGGCCGUUCCACCCCCAUCGGCGGUACCCGCUGCAGAACCUUCCCCAGUAUCAGCCGCACCUGCACAGAAGAGCUGGGCACCAUCUCCUUCCCCUGCUAUCGAGUCCAGGACCCCUUCACGAUCUCAAACAAGUGAUUCCAAAGAUAGCUUCCUCGCGUCCGAGAAUGCGCGUCUAGAAGGCGAGCUGCGCGAGGCACGCGAAAAAAUCAGGAACUUAGAGCUUCAAGUCGAGUCUAUUCGUGCCAACGCCAGAAAGGCUGCUCAGGCUCUAUUGGACCAAUAA